AUGAAGUCAGCCUGUGAUACGAACACUAAUCAAGAUGGAAACCCCGUUGAAGAUGCCAAGCAGCAUGACGCUGUCAAAGAUGCGAUGGAUUUUCUUAGUGAAUACCUACUUGAUGUGUGGGUAAAGAAGUUCAAGAGAGAUAUGGGGGAAGCUAUCAAACAAGCAGUGAAGAUCUACGUCGCUACGAUGAGAUCAAAGGCUAUCUUUUUUGUGAAAUGGCCCGGAGGCAACUAUGAUAAGGAUGCUUGCAAGUAUGAUCCAGAUACGACGAUAACUUUUUCAAGAUGGGGUCGAUACCACUUUAUCAAGCUACGGCGUUGA
Molecule: messenger RNA, 321 nt
Organism: Trichoderma asperellum CBS 433.97
Lineage: Eukaryota; Fungi; Ascomycota; Sordariomycetes; Hypocreales; Hypocreaceae
Source: RefSeq, a predicted model, not a curated record